This is a messenger RNA of Aplysia californica (California sea hare), 2677 nucleotides long. RefSeq names its product transmembrane protein 208. The record is from RefSeq and is a predicted model, not a curated record. The transcript has 6 exons. Lineage: Eukaryota; Metazoa; Mollusca; Gastropoda; Aplysiida; Aplysiidae. Gene Ontology annotation, biological process: vacuolar protein processing. Bases 169 to 690 code for a protein of 173 amino acids. Gene Ontology annotation, cellular component: intracellular membrane-bounded organelle.
AAGAUAGAUAACUCUUGUACCACAGAGUGCACGGAACUGACAAGAGUGUGUUGUGGUUUGCUUACGAUUGUGCCGAAUCAACUACACUGCACUGCCUUGAUUGAGCGAGACAGCUGUUUGCCUGUCUACCGGUGUUUUGAAAACAAAACAAAACAAGACUUGAACACAAUGCCUCCGAAAGGAAAACAAGGGACAAAAGGCAAGAAACAGAUUGCUGAGGAAAACAAGAGUACCCUCAGCUUUUAUAUAAAAGUUAUUGCCGCCGCAAAUGUCCUUUACUACACUGUGUACUAUUUCCUGUUUUGGGACUAUUUUACAACAACUUCAGCGAUCAUGUGUGUUCUGUGUUCCGUCAUCUACCUGGCUACGUACCAAUUCAUGGCCAGCAUGUCCCGAGCCACAUACCAUGAAGGACAGUUGAUUGACCCUGGGGUGGAUCUCAACAUGGAGGCAGGAAUGGCUGAACACAUCAAAGAUCUCAUACUCCUUACAUCUAUGGUUCAAGUUGCAACACUGAUGUCCAACUACUUCUGGUUGUUAUUGCUGUUGGUUCCUGGAAGAGCUUUUUACAUGCUUUGGGUGAAUAUACUUGGGCCCUGGUUUUUCUCACCCCCACAAGAAGAGCAAGUGGAUGAAAAGAAGCAGAAGAAGAUGGAAAGGAAGAUGAAACGACAACAAAUAGUCAGAUGAGGAUGCAGUCCCAUAGCUCUUCCUGGUGUUGUUUGUUUUUGUCUUUUACAGAAUUGUUGUGUUGGUAUAUGGUGUAUGUGGUCAUCUUUUCUGCUCUGUAUGGUGGUGUAGAUGUGAAAGAAGUCUAAGAUGAGUAGAAGUUUUUGCUAGAUGUGUGGAGCUCACUGACUUGUAUGAGAGCUUAUGAUGGUGUCCGCCUCACAGUGGCCCACUCUGGUAACUUGGAUUUUACAACAGACAGAAAAAAAAGUGGACCGACUCUGUCCGUUUACCUUUAUUACAAGUCUUUUACAUAUGGAAUUUUAGUGACUUUUUCUGCGUUUUUAAAAGUAUGACUACAACAGACAUGAUGUUGAGCAUUUUGUCCUUGAGUAGACUUUGUAGAACUUCUUUUUUUUUUUUUUUAAUGUUAUUCUUUGCCGGUUUGCUGUUGACGUCCUUAUUUAUUUUUGUCAGAGUGAUGACAAAUUUUCCUGUGGGUCUAUAAUGCCUAGAUGUAAUGAAAGGAUAAUAGCAAAAGUGCACUCAAUUUAAAAAAAAAAAAUUUUUUGGAGGGGGGGGUGGUCCAGAUCAGAUUGUGAGAUAAUGUGCUUCUGAGCAGAGAAAUAAAUGGCAAACAAAAUUUGCCAAUGUCUGUUUCAGAUCUGGCACUUGAAGAAGAAAAAGAAUGAAAGUUCUCGUUUCUUCUUCAAAAAUAAAAAUAAUUAAAGUACAAUAAUUCUUCCUUUGAUCAUCCAUUUUUCUUCGAAUUUUCUCAUAAUUAUUUUUAUUGUCCGAUCGGCUUACUAGUAUCGCUACACUGUUCAAAAGGCUGGGGCAUUAGUACAGUUCUGUUGGAAAUGCUGUUGAUAUAGUAGAAAUGUAUCAGGGAAGUAACAUAAAAAGACCUAUGGAUCUUCUACUUUUGUCAAACAUUGUGGGAAACGCUUCAAACGCUGUGUCAUUGGGAGAAAUGUGUUCAUUGUUAGAACAGUGCAUGUUGAAGUGACACCUGACGCACAAUUGACCGCAAAAAAAAGUAUGCUCACAAAAGUUUGCGGGGGAGGUGGGGGGGUUGGGGGAAAGACCUACAACUGCCAUUCUGAACUAAUUUAGAUAAAUCAGCAUCAGAUCUGCAUGGUCCCGCAAGUUCUCUGUCUAGGAUUUUUUCUCAAGACCCCCACCCCCCCAUGAACUACUCAUUCCACAUCCUGUAGGAUUUUUGGAGCAUCCUGGCUUCGGUCGUGCAAUACCAACAAGUUAGGGAAGUUAACUUUUAAAUAUAUGUACGGUUGUCGCUGAAAGUUAAGAUGCAAAAAUGAAGCCUACAACAUUUAUUUUAUUUGAUUUUUAAAAAAAUAUUUUACAACACCGAUCAAGACUUUCCGGCAUUAUCAGUGAGCCUUCACUCUCCCCAAAGUUAUUGGGACUAUUUAUGAUUACCUAUUGUGAGUUAUCCACAACUUUUCUUUUUCUUUCCGGUCUUCCAGUCCCAUUGAUGUGAAUGUGAUAAAGAUCAGACCUGUGUCAUUUCUGCAGUCCUCUUAUAAUCAGUCUCUCUGAUUCUCUGUCUCUUCUUUUUCCUUUCCACCGAGUGCUGAGCAAAGUGACCUGAAGAUUACGUUUCACAAUCACAAGUGAAGAAAUAGAUGUGAAUCUAGCUCAAACAUAGUUGACUCUUCUUCCACCCCCACCCUCCCCCAAGAAUGUUUCUUUAACAAUACUUUAAGUCGCACUGCACAGGGACUACCCUUCCCUCUAAUGUUCUCCCUGCCCAUGUUCUCUAGAACAAAAUGUCAUUACCAGUCUUAGUCUGGUUUUAUCAACAUACAGGUUGUGUUCAUAUUCUCUCAUGGUGUAAUUUCAAAAAGAACAUGGGGAAAGUACCAUACUAAGUCUAAGAAAGGUGUUGUCCAAUUCUACUUUUGUUGUAUCUGUAAUUUAUUUGGUUUGAUAUGAAAAGGGCAUAUUGGAAUCUUUGUUAAAAUAAAAUGUUGUUCUAAAAUUA